AUGGCGUCUCUGCUGAGGACUUCAACCCCAAACGCCGCGCGGCUGCUACUUCGGGCAACUCCGCGGGUAUUCGGUGUCCCGUUGUCACAGGGAACAACACAGCCGCAGCCACGGACAAGGUCAAUUCACACCUCGACCGCCCUCUCAUCACCACCGGCAUCAUCAUCACCGCAAGACCACACCAGCGGCAACAGCACGAUCAGCAACCAUGACCCGAACCUCAACACCGUCAACCAAUCCGAAGUCUCGCACUUUGACGCCCUGGCCUCGACAUGGUGGGACUCGCAUGGCCCCUCACGCCUAUUGCACCUGAUGAACCCCCUCCGCCACGACUUUAUCGCCGCCUGUCACGCCUCUGAGCCACCACCACCACCAGCCGACGGCUCAUCCCCGCAGCCAUCAUCCUCGCAACCCCGUCAAGGCCUGCACUACCUGGAUGUAGGCUGCGGCGGGGGCAUUUUUGCCGAGUCUGCGGCGCGGCUGCCGACCGCGGCGUCCGUCACCGCCAUCGACGCGUCCUCGCAGGUCCUGGCCGUGGCGCGCGCCCACCUGCGCCGCGAGACGCCCGCCGUCCAGGCCAAACUCACGUACCUGCACUCCAGCGUCGAGGCUCUAUCCCCGGCCGUGGGGCCCGAGGGUGGCGCCGCCGGUCCGGCCAAGCAGUACGACGUGGUGACGACUUUCGAGGUGCUCGAGCACGUGGACAACCCGUCGGCGUUCCUGCAGCGGUGUGGCGCCCUCGUCCGCCCGGGCGGCUGGCUCGUCCUCAGCACCAUGGCGCGCACCUGGACCUCGUGGGCCACCACCAUCCUGGCUGCCGAGCACGUCUUGGGCAUCGUCCCGCCCGGGACCCACGAUUGGAAAAAGUACGUCGACGUCGAGGAACUGCGCGCUCACUUUGCGUCCCGCCCGGCCUCCGAGGGCUGGACCGGCAACGGCUCGGCUGAGAGGUGUCAGGGCGUCGUUUACGUGCCUGGCCUGGGGUGGAAGGCUGUGCCCGGUUCGGAGAAGGUUGGGAACUACUUUUAUGCCGUGAGGAAGAGCCCGUAUGUCGCUACUUGA
Messenger RNA from Pyricularia pennisetigena, 1062 nucleotides. RefSeq lists its product as uncharacterized. Gene Ontology annotation, molecular function: 2-methoxy-6-polyprenyl-1,4-benzoquinol methyltransferase activity. Gene Ontology annotation, biological process: ubiquinone biosynthetic process. Bases 1 to 1062 code for a protein of 353 amino acids. The record is from RefSeq and is a predicted model, not a curated record. The transcript has a single exon. NCBI's taxonomy places the organism in Eukaryota, Fungi, Ascomycota, Sordariomycetes, Magnaporthales, Pyriculariaceae.